GGGAGGCUGUUGGUCACAAGAGGAAGGGAGCGGUAUUCUCUUCGUACACGAAAGCUGCUUGAUAAAUUGCUCCGAGCUGAUCAUGCUAAAGGGCUAGCUGCAAAAUGUAUGUAUGAAGGACAGUUGGCCGUAUUAAAUAAUGGGCAUGUCAGUGAAUUUAAACCCUUAUUAUUAAGUGAGAGUCGUAAUUUGUAUACCACUUGUUUCGCUUUUGGCAUCGCCACUGCAUUUCUUGGUGAAGAAGCUGCCUUAGUUUGUAAAUCUGCCAUGGAAGUUGCCGUCAGUGAAAUCUAUAAUCAGCAAAUUCGUGAUCUGCUUGCUGACGACCCAGCUUCGCAUGCAGAACUCUUGGAGGUUCGGAGGCCGGGGAGUUUCAGCUCACCGACGCCCUUUCUUCUCAAUUGGCAACAUGAAAAUGGGUGGUCGGGCACAACUUCUUAG
This is a messenger RNA of Hydatigera taeniaeformis, 441 nucleotides long. The record is from the annotation of a GenBank genome assembly. NCBI's taxonomy places the organism in Eukaryota, Metazoa, Platyhelminthes, Cestoda, Cyclophyllidea, Taeniidae.